CCGGCCUCUUUAAGGGCUGAGGAGGCUUCGCUCCCGAGGUUAGCGAAAGGAGAGCACAGAGGAAGAAGAAAUGUCUCCUGGGCUCCUAACAGACAGCUCCCAGGAGUCAGUGACAUUCAAAGAUGUGGCUGUGGACCUCACUCAGGAGGAAUGGAGGCAACUGAACUCUGCCCGGAGGGACUUGUGCAGGGAAGUGAUGCUGGAGAACUAUAGGAACCUAGCUUCAUUAGGGCAGCCAGUUUCCAAACCAGCUGUGAUCUUCUUGAUGAUGGAGCAAGGAAAAGAACCCUGGAUGGUGCGGAGAUCAGUUUCAAGAAAUCACUUCCCAGCCCCCACCUCUGCCUGAGCUCCACUACCACAUCACGGACUACCUGUUG
Messenger RNA from Vombatus ursinus (common wombat), 377 nucleotides. RefSeq names its product zinc finger protein 566-like. Bases 71 to 346 code for a protein of 91 amino acids. NCBI's taxonomy places the organism in Eukaryota, Metazoa, Chordata, Mammalia, Diprotodontia, Vombatidae. The transcript is spliced from 5 exons. The record is from RefSeq and is a predicted model, not a curated record. Gene Ontology annotation, biological process: regulation of DNA-templated transcription.